This is a messenger RNA of Carassius auratus (goldfish), 3320 nucleotides long. RefSeq names its product ADP-ribosylation factor interacting protein 1 (arfaptin 1) (gene arfip1). The record is from RefSeq and is a predicted model, not a curated record. Gene Ontology annotation, biological process: intracellular protein transport; regulation of Arp2/3 complex-mediated actin nucleation. Gene Ontology annotation, cellular component: trans-Golgi network membrane. Gene Ontology annotation, molecular function: protein domain specific binding; phospholipid binding. The transcript has 10 exons. NCBI's taxonomy places the organism in Eukaryota, Metazoa, Chordata, Actinopteri, Cypriniformes, Cyprinidae. Bases 180 to 1607 code for a protein of 475 amino acids.
GGCUCCAGUAUAUCUAUUGACAUACACGUCCUCUUCCGGGUGUGUUUGAAAAGACUUUCACUGAGCUGUGGAAGGGGUUGAUCGAAUGAUACACACGGCAACUCAAACUCAAGCCAAGACCAUUUUGAUGAAAAGAGCAGUGCAACCAGAAAGAGAACAGUUGUAAUCUGUGUGCAGGAAUGUCAGAAGCUAGUUUUGACUCGGAUAAUCAAUCGGACCCUAAUGAACAGGGCCCUCAAAAUACUGCUGACACUGUGAGCCAAUCAGAGGCCAGAAAAAACAGCCUGGAUGAAGCACGUAUGACUGAAAUUGACAUCAGUGAGGACAAGGAUGUUGGAAACCACAAUUAUAUUCACAGUGAGGAUGAUGGUGAUGAAGAUGAGGAUUCUCAGGCCCAGAGUAAAACUAGUGGAAUAAUUCGGGAUAAUGGUGAUUCUGAAACACCAAGCAGUGUGGCAACAGAAGCUGAUGUGAAGGUGGCUAUGGCAGAGGAGGCCCACAGAAGCCAGGCUGCUCAAAUCUCAGUCACCAGAAACGGAGAAGCAGACAAGAGUAAUGAGGAAGUGUUUCACAGGGAUGUGCCACACAAUGCCUCCUCUGGACCAAUCACAUCACAGUCCCACAAUUCACCUGAAAACUAUGCAAUGAAUGAGGGAGUGGUCCAAGUGGGGCCAUAUACAGGGUCGCCAUUCCAGGCCACCACACCUAAAGUUGUCCCCAGUCCUGCAGCAGCCAGCCGGCUAGCUCGCAGCAUCAGUGAUAGUCAGGUGGAGACACAGAAAGGUGCUUCGAGAGAGCAGCAGAUGGGAGGAGCAGUGGUUCUUGCUGAUGACAUAAAGAGUCCUGCCAUAGAGAAACUGGAGCUGGUGAGGAAGUGGAGCAUCAGCACUUACAAAUGCACUAAGCAAAUACUUUCGGAGAAGUUAGGUCGUGGCUCCCGUACAGUUGAUUUGGAGCUGGAGGCCCAGAUCGAGAUUCUUCGUGAAAACAAACGAAAGUAUGAGCAUGUUAUCAAGCUGGCGCAGACACUUUGCACUCAGCUGGCGCAGAUGAUGCAGACGCAGAGACAGCUGGGUGACGCGUUUGCUGACCUCGGUCUCAAGACACCCGAACUACAUGAGGAAUUUGGCUACAAUGCUGAAACCCAAAAACUCCUGGCGAAAAAUGGAGAAACUCUGUUGGGAGCUAUCAACUUCUUUAUCUCCAGUGUUAAAACUCUAGUGGAUAAAACUAUAGAGGACACCUUGAUCAACAUUAAGCAAUAUGAAGCAGCAAGGAUUGAGUAUGACGCAUAUCGCACAGAUUUGGAGGAGCUCAAUCUGGGUCCACGGGACGCCACCACACUCCCUAAGAUCGAGCUGUCUCAGCAACAGUUCCAGAUCCAGCGUGAAAAAUACGAAAGGAUGCGCAAUGACGUCUCAGUCAAACUCAAGUUUCUGGAGGAAAACAAGGUGAAGGUUUUACACAACCAACUGAUUCUCUUCCACAACGCCAUCGCUGCAUACUUCGCAGGCAACCAACAGCAGCUGGAACAGACCCUUAAACAGUUCCACAUCAAACUAAAGUUACCAGGAGGAGAAACCCCCUCUUGGCUGGAGGAGCACUGAUUGAAUCAGAUGGUAUAAUCCAGAGUGGAGGGCAGAGCUCAGCACUCCAUAAGGAAACCAAAUUCAUAAUGCAAAAAUUUCUUGCUAUCACUCCUUUCCCUUUUUACAACGUUCAGGACACUAAAACCUGUCAAUAAAUGUAUGGCAGGAAACCAUUUUGAUAAAAGAGAAACAUUUAGCUCCUCUCUUUGUCCUUGCUAUGUCUGACUUUACACUUGAAGUUUAGUUUUUGAAUAAAUGCUUUUUCUUUUGUCUGAGAGUUUGCACUCUCUUGUGCAACAAAAACAAUCUUGUUGUUUUUUAAUCAAGUUACCAGCACUUUAGUGGUAGACAAAAUACAGACAUCUAAACAGGAAGCAGGAAGAAAUGAGGGGCCUUAUGAAUGUUGUACAGACUUUAAAAAAAUGUUUGGACUUGAUUCUACGUAAUUCUACCUUUUCAUCUUUUUCUAGACCUCACUGGUGUCAACCUCUCCUAAUCUUUUUUUUAUGUAACUGCACUGUUAUAUUGUAAUCAAAUACAUUGACAUAAAUUUCCAUACUGCCGCCUUACAGGGCAUAUUGAUCUGAAAGGUUGGCCAUUUAAGUUCAAACUUGAAGUUUUGCUCUGCUGCAUUUACUUUCACAAAAAGGACAGGAUAAUCAGAGGUUAUAAAUGCUCAAUUUCUGGCUUUUUUGCUAUAAAUUCUUAAAGUGAAACUUUUGUAGAUCUAAUUGAAAGGUGAUGGGGCUUCGUUUCUGACUUGAUGUGCCUUGCUCUUUGUCAAUCAUCAGUUUUAAUCAUCUUCAGUGUUGUCAGGAGUUGUGAAUAACAAAUACUCUCAUUACCAUACAGACCACAGAAUGGACCAAUAAACACAGCCAUAUUUGCAGUCCAGGAUAAUCACGCAUGCACAUAGACCAGCAACCUCCAUUUAACUUGAAAUAACAAGCUUUUUUUUUCCUUUUUAUUUUAUAAAGCAACCUUUCUUUGCAUUCCAUUUCUUUAAUAACUAAGCAAGGAAACUAUGUUGUACAAAAUGUAAACCAAAUUAAUUUGACGUGAAAUACCAUGUCAGCUGCCUCGGCUGUUUAUAUGCGUUUGAGUUUUGUUGUUCUUUCUCAGUUUUUUUUUUUUUUUCUUAAUUCAUUUUUAAAUAUAAUGUCAGAGGAAGAGGAGCUCUUAACCCCAGUAUCAACUCAGAUGAUGAAAUAAUCCCAUACUAACCUGGAAAAGCUUUCAAUUUGGGCAUUUAAAAAAGCCUCUACCAUGGCAAUAUAUACAAGGGGGAAACUAUGUCAAAAAAAUAAAAGAAUGUGGAACAAAUUAUAAAAAUCUUGAUGCCAAAUGGAAUGUUAAGAUUUAUAUCUUGAAUACAAAAUAAUGCAGUUCUUUAUUCUUGGAGACUCUUAAAGCAUCAGUACACCAGGUUCUCCUUGUCUUGCCUCUUUUCAUUUGAUGUACAAUAAACUACCUUUAGAUUCUGUGUGACUUCAGUUCUGUCUUAGCAGCAGACAGACACCAAUGUGCAGUAAAUGUGAGAAUUGACUGACAUGCAUAGUCACAUCUUGAAUAUAUAUAUACAUUUGUUAAAUCUUGUAUUUCACUUUGGGUAUAUAAUAACUUUGCUGUGUGCUGCUUUUUUGAGGAUUUGUUGGUAAAUGAUGGAUCAGAUGUUUAAGAGCAGAAAAGAUCUGAAUGUUGAAUCAUGGGAGAAAAUAAAACUUUUCAUUC